Pogona vitticeps (central bearded dragon) is the source of this 1172-nucleotide messenger RNA. It is a transcript of the gene TGIF1, whose product is annotated as TGFB induced factor homeobox 1. Lineage: Eukaryota; Metazoa; Chordata; Lepidosauria; Squamata; Agamidae. Gene Ontology annotation, biological process: regulation of DNA-templated transcription. Gene Ontology annotation, molecular function: DNA binding. The record is from RefSeq and is a predicted model, not a curated record.
AGCAGAACAAAGAAAGCAGCCGCCGCCGCCGCCGCGCUCAAGUUGCCUUCCAGCUCGGACGGGGCCAAGAGAGCCCACGCGGCUCGUUCAGGCCACCACCUCACUGCGCUCGGUGAAGGAGACCAACCUGUUGCGAGAUCUUCCUUGCCCUCCUCCCCAACUCAAAAAAGUUUUUUUUGGGGGGUGUUUUUCCCCCCACCCCCUGCACCCUUCUGACUAAAAAGGGAAAGGCGGCUUCCACCAUUGGGCAGCUGGAGCUCCCGGGCAGCGCAAUGAAAACUCAGAAAAGUACUGUUGUGGCAGUAUCAGGCAGCGAGACAGAGGACGAUGACAGCAUGGAUGUCCCUUUGGAUCUUUCUUCUUCUGCCAGCUCAGUCAAGAGGAGGAGACGGGGUAAUUUGCCCAAGGAAUCAGUGCAGAUUCUUCGGGAUUGGCUAUAUGACCAUCGCUACAAUGCUUAUCCUUCAGAGCAAGAAAAAGCAUUACUGUCAAGACAGACACACCUUUCCACACUACAGGUCUGCAACUGGUUUAUCAAUGCACGUCGCAGGCUUUUACCUGACAUGCUGAGGAAGGAUGGGAAGGACCCAAAUCAGUUCACGAUCUCCCGAAGAGGGACCAAGAUGCCUGACAGCAGCCCAAUAGAAUUCUCCCUAGGCACAAAGAACUGCCUGCCCUUGAUGGAGGGCUCUUUUCUCUCUGGUAGCACAGGAUCAAACAAGACUUGUAAGCCUCCUUCUCCAGGAUCCAUUUUGGCUCGACCCUCAGUCAUUUGCCACACCACAGUAACUGCACUGAAAGAUGGGCCUUUCCAUUUUGGUCAACCAGCUGGCACAAGGCAGAGCCCCGAUGACUUGCAGCAGGGAUCACCUGCCAGCUUCACAGACAACUCUUUGCUAUACCAUGAGGAUGUGUCUAAGCUGGGACCUAGUACAAAUGCACAGAGUGGGCUUUUUAACACUCCCCCUCCUACUCCUCCAGACCUCAAUCAGGAUUUUAGUGGGUUUCAACUCCUGGUGGACGUUGCACUCAAACGGGCAGCGGAAAUGGAACUGCAGGCGAAACUCAUGGCAUAAAUCUUUCUUCAUGCCUUCCCUUUUCCACUGGCAGAGAUGUAGACAACCACCGUGAUGUUCUAUUACAUCAUAAGAAAAGAAUGAACUGCAUUUUUU